Molecule: messenger RNA, 1977 nt
Organism: Cynara cardunculus var. scolymus (artichoke)
Lineage: Eukaryota; Viridiplantae; Streptophyta; Magnoliopsida; Asterales; Asteraceae
Exons: 15
Coding region: 83-1444 (453 amino acids)
Source: RefSeq, a predicted model, not a curated record
GCCAAACGGUCCGGCGUGAGGCGGAGGGAGGAGCAAAUUUCUAAGUCUGACGAUUGGAGGCCGUUCUUCUCACGACGGGGGUAUGUGGCGGAGCACCGUAUUUCCGGAAAAUGAAAAUUCUGAUCAGAGUAUAUCAGAGGAUGAUGAUUUGAAUGAAGAUUCGCCAGAAGAUCAUGUAUCAUUGGGCGUUCCAGCUGCAAAAAAGGGUGAAGUACAAAUUCUUUCUCAACUUGAUAUGCUCAAAGGUGCAGAUGUUGAUGAAGUCAUGCAUCAAAGAGAUCAAACUAGUUUACUUCAAAAGAGGCAAGCAGAUAUCGGUGUUGAAGAUGAUGUCGAAUUCCCAUUUUUUGCCAACAAGUGUGAAUUCACCUACACCCCACAAAACGCUUCUGCGUGCAACUCAGAUGAAGAAAUUCUCUCUGAUAAUGAGGUGAGAGGAAACUGCAUGCAAUCAAGUAAAGGGUUUACUUCUGAGGCUGAUAACUAUCAGAAAAUAGGACCUUCUAGUUUCGGAGUAAUUAGAAAAGAUGGAGUUUGCACUUGGCUUGCAGCAGAUGCAAUAGGUAAUGUGAACAAUAAUGUUGAUUCUACUUCGUAUCGUCCUGUGUCUGCCAGAGCCAAGAGGUUAUGUAAAGGUGGUGAAGGCAAAGCCAAACGCAAGUUUUCUUUUCGGACACAUUCACAUAAUGACCUCCUCUUGAAAGAGGGAAAAGAGAUGGAUGAGUUGAAGAAUAAGUCAGCUGAAAAGCCAGUCUCACACACUCAUACAACGACUUCAAUGGCUGAGCUCCUCAUCCGCAUUCAGGAUGAACAUGAUCUGCCAGAAGGAAGUACUAUGAAGUACAGUAAAACAAAAGGCACUUCCGAACAACUUUCCGUCAAGAGAAGUAUAUUGUCAAUGCAUCAUGGAGACAUAGAUGAUGAUCCCGACUGUUUGGGCAGUGAUUCAUCAGACGAAGACAAGUUCCCGGUAAACCAUCAAAUUCAAGAGCCCGCCAUGCCGGAUUCCAGACAGAAGACUAUAGCUGAUCAAUUUCAGGAAGCUUUAGGUGCUGCUGCUACAAAUGAAGAAGGGAACAUAAAUGCGGUUCCUAGACAAACAAGUUUUGGUUUAUUUGGAAAGUUGCAGCGCAUAAUCCAAAGCGAGAAGGAAAGAGAUUCAUACUUUUUGAACCAGUUACAAAAAGAAGAUGAAGCGAGUUGUCUUGACGUGAAGAUACUGUCGAAGUCACUGGAAGGAAAACUGACUGUUUGUUCAUGUUCUUCCAUUGAAAAUGGCAAGAGUUUAAAGAGGAACUUGAUGAUCAUCUUUAGCUCAAAAUUAUGUAGCGAUGUUGAGCUUGAUGUUGGGACCCGGGUUCAUGUUUACCCUCCCUGGAAAGAAGUAAAUGUAAUGGGGAAGGAAGAAAGCAUCAUUUUAUGUACAUAUUUUUCCCAGGUCUGAGCCAUGGUGCAUACACAGAGCAAGUAGUCCCAUUUUUUAAUGUUUACUUGGUGCUAACCACUGCUGAUUCGGUUAGCACGGCUGACUCGGUCAGCAUCAGCAUGUAUACCUAGGGACUGACCUCACUCGAGGUGCUGAUCGAGCACCUACAUGGCCUGCAUUACUAAUUCACUUACCAGGCCACAUUAUUAUUUUCUGGCCUAGCUCGGGUAAUUUUUUAUCAGUAAAGACUUGCUACAAAACAUUGGUAAACAACCAUUUUCAGUCGGUGUUUGCCAAGGCCGAACCUCUUAUCCGGUUAGCGUUUGCCCAAUGUUGGUAAAACACUUGCCCAUUGCCAUGGUCGGAGUCCGAAUCAAGGUUAGAUUUGAGCCCAACGGUGCCCCACUGCUUUAUGGUUCAGUUAUAGUGGAAAAAGUAGGUGUCCUUGUACCGUUUUGUUGUCUGUCCGCUGUAUUUCUUAAAAGUAGUCUUACGACAGAAGUUAUGUGAGUUCGAAUCCCGUUUUUAACAAAUUUCCUACUUUUCAGCUA